Messenger RNA from Epinephelus lanceolatus (giant grouper), 1874 nucleotides. Lineage: Eukaryota; Metazoa; Chordata; Actinopteri; Perciformes; Serranidae. The record is from RefSeq and is a predicted model, not a curated record.
GAGAAGAGCGGAAGGAGGAAGAGGGAGUAGGGACAGAGGAAAAGGAGGUUAUGGAAGAGGAUGACAGAGUAGAGAAAGACGAGGUAGAUGAUGAAAGGACAAAACAAAGCAGGGGGUCGGAGAUGAAAGGACACGAAGAUGAAGAAAAGGAGAGGAAACUAGAAGAACAAAAGGUUGAUGGGACAAAAGAAGAAAAUGAGGGAGGAGAAGAGAUGGAGGAAAACAAAGAGCAGAGUGAUGUAAAAGAAGACAAAAUGGACGGAAAAGGAGAAGAAGAGACAGAGAAAGAGAGAGAACAAGAAGAACAAAAUGUUGAUGAAAAAGAAGAAGAGAUCGAGGAAAAAGGAGAUAAUGCGGUUCACAAAGAACAAAGGGUUGAUGUAGAAGAAGAGGAAGUAGAGAAAAAUGUCAAAGAAGAGCCAGAGAAACAAGAACAAGAAGAACAAAAGACUAAUGGAAAAGAAGACGAGAUGGACGAUAAAGUCGAAGAGGUGGCGGAGAAUGAAGAACAAAAGGUUAAUGGAAAGGAGGAAGAGAUGACAGAAGAUGAAGAAACUGGGGCAAAGAAACAAGAAGAAGAACAGAUUGGGGAAAGAGAAGAAGUGGAGGAAAAAGUCAAUGAAGUUGCAGAGAAUGAAGUGGAGCAAAGGGUUAAUGGAAAAGAAGAUUUGGAGGAUAAAGAGGUGGAGAAUAAAGAACAAAAGGCUGAUGGAAAAGAAGAUGAGAUGAAGGACAAAGAAGAAAAGGAGGCAGAGAAACAAGACCAAGAAAAACAGGUUGAUUUAAAAGACAAAGAGUUGGAGGAAAAAGUCAACGAAACUGCAGAGAACAAAGAGGAAGAACAGGUUGAUAGAAAAGAAGAGAUGAAGGAAAACGAGGGAGUUGAGGCAAAGAAACAAAAAGAACAGACUGAUGAAAAAGAAGAAGAGAUGGCGGAAAAAGAAGAAAAGGUGGAUAAGAAACAAGAACAAGAAAAACAGAAGGUUGAUGGAAAAGAUGAAACGUCAGAGGAGACAGUCGACGAAGUUGCAGUGAACAAAGACGGAAAAGAAGGAGAGCUGGAGGACAAAGUCGAAGUGGCAGAGAAUGAAGAAGAACAAAAGCUCUGUGGAAAAGAAAAGAUGGAGGAAAACAAAGAAAAGGAGGUAAAGAAACAGGAAGAAGAAGAACAAAAGGUUGACGGAAAAGGAGAGGAUUUGGAGGAAAAAGUUGACAAAGUUGCAGAGAGCAAAGAAGAUCAGAGGGCUAAUGGAAAACAAGGAGAGUUGGACAAUAAAGUUGAAGAAGAGACAAAGAACGAAGAACACAAGGUCGAUGUAAAAGACGAAGAGUUAGAGGAAACGGUCAACGAAGUUGCAGAGAACAAAGAAAAUGCUGAUGGAAAAGAAGAAGAGUUGGAGGAUGAACUCAAAGAAGAUGCAGAGAGUGAAAAACAGAAGUUGGAUGGAAAUGAAGAGAUGGAGAAGAACGAAGAAACUGAGGCAAAGAAACAAGAAGAACAAGAACAGAUUGGUGGAAAAGAAGUAGAGAUGACAGAAAAAGAAGAAAAGGAGGUGAAGAAACAAGAACGUGAAACACAAAAGGUUGAAUUUAAAGAAGAGGAAGAGCUGGGGAGAAAUGAUGAAGUUGCAGAGAGCGAAGAAGAGCAACAGGGCGAUAGAAAAGAGGAAGAGAUGAAGGACAAAGAAGAAAAGGAGGCAGAGAAACAAGAAGAACAAAAGGUGGAUGGAAAAGGAAAGGAUCUAGAAGAAAUCGAAGAAACUGAGGCAAAGAAACAAGAUGACGAACAAAAUGAGGCAGAAAAACAAGAACAAGAACAGACUGAUGAAAAAGAAGAUCUAGAAGAAGUCGAAGAAGCUGGGACAAAGAAACAA